AUGCAAAGCUUCAAGACCGCUCAAUCCACCCCUCAACAACUCUAUUGCCACCCCUCCUUCUUUCUUCGGGGGGACGAUCUCGCCAGGAAUCCUACGCGUUUCUCUGAUCUUGGAGACCUUCAACAUUCCGUUUCUCCCUUUCAACAUGACGAUGCUGUUGAUUUAAGCACAAGCUCUAUGUUUACUGUGAAGUCCAGCAAUGUCGCUGUUGUUCCUAUUAACUUGCAGUACGGGACAUUGAGCUCGAACAUCGGGUCUUCAGAAAUUGCUUCAACAGGGGCUGGGUGCCUUGAUACAGGGCAGCACCUCAUGUAUCAGAAGGGAAUCACUGCUACCGGUACCGCCGUGCCGGUGGGGAACGGACAUAUGGAGAAUUGGGGUGAUUCCGGCAUGGUAGAUAAUAGCCAACACACUGACACUUCCACAGAUAUCGACCCUGACGAUAAAAACCAAUGUAAUAGAGUUCAAACUGGGAGAGCGGUGGUUGCUGAUUCCAUGGAUCAACCUAGAGCCAAACCUGAGGAUUCGAAGACUCUUCGUAGGCUCGCUCAAAAUCGAGAGGCUGCGAGGAAAAGUCGGUUGAGGAAAAAGGCAUAUGUACAGCAGUUGGAGAACAGUCGUCUCAGACUAGCACAACUAGAACAAGAGCUCCAACGCGCACGUCAGCAGGGAAUGCUUGUUGCAAGUGGAUUUCCUGGGGAUCAUGGUCAUUCUAUGGUUGGAAAUGGUGCCUUAGCAUUUGACAUGGACUAUGCGCGCUGGGUCGAUGAGCAUCAACAGCUGAUAAAUGACCUAAGAACGGCUGUUAAUUCUCAAAUGGGAGAUAAUGAACUGCAUAUUGUUGUUGAGGGUGUUACAACACACUACGAUGAAUUAUUCAGGUUAAAAAGCAUAGGGGCAAAAGCUGAUGUGUUUCACAUGCUCUAUGGAAUGUGGAAGACGCCUGCAGAAAGAUGUUUUAUGUGGUUAGGUGGGUUUCGAUCAUCUGAACUUCUUAAGAUACUGAGGAACCAGCUUGAGCCAUUAACAGAGCAGCAGCUGAUGGGGUUGUAUAAUUUGCAGCAGUCUUCGUUGCAGGCUGAGGAUGCUUUAUCACAAGGCAUGGAAGCAUUGCAUCAAUCUCUUUCAGAGACACUUUCCUCAGCCUCCCUCGGACCUACCGGUUCAGGAAAUGUUGCCGAGUACAUGGGUCAAAUGGCACUUGCUAUGAGCAAGCUUGCCGCGUUGGAGAGUUUCCUACAUCAGGCCGAUCUCAUGAGGCAACAAACACUGCAACAACUGCAAAAAAUCUUGACAACCCGACAAAUAGCGCGCGCAUUCCUCAUGAUAAAUGACUACAUUUCGCGACUACGAGCACUUAGUUCGUUAUGGUUAGCUCGCCCUAGAGAUUAGAGAAUGAUGUACGGUAACUCAAAAUCGGUUACAUGAAGAACCCUUAGGUUUUUGGUAGUUGCUGCUAAUGGUCUGUAAUUUUCUGUAGAAGUAAAUGGUCUGCAUCACCCAUCCUGAUCUAUACAAGUGCUGAGAAUUAUUCUCUGUAUAUUAUAUAACCUUUUUCAAAGAGGU
This is a messenger RNA of Neltuma alba, 1566 nucleotides long. RefSeq names its product transcription factor TGA2.2. Gene Ontology annotation, biological process: regulation of DNA-templated transcription; DNA-templated transcription. Lineage: Eukaryota; Viridiplantae; Streptophyta; Magnoliopsida; Fabales; Fabaceae. The coding region runs from base 1 to 1392 and encodes 463 amino acids. The transcript has 11 exons. The record is from RefSeq and is a predicted model, not a curated record. Gene Ontology annotation, molecular function: DNA-binding transcription factor activity; sequence-specific DNA binding.